Nematolebias whitei (Rio pearlfish) is the source of this 965-nucleotide messenger RNA. RefSeq lists its product as uncharacterized. The record is from RefSeq and is a predicted model, not a curated record. Bases 112 to 957 code for a protein of 281 amino acids. Lineage: Eukaryota; Metazoa; Chordata; Actinopteri; Cyprinodontiformes; Rivulidae. Gene Ontology annotation, cellular component: membrane. The transcript has 3 exons. Gene Ontology annotation, biological process: regulation of cell shape.
CAGAAACGAGGUCUCUCAAGAAGAAAGCACACAGACUCUAUGAGCUGCUCUCUGUGCAGUCACAACACAGCCACUGUUAGCCAACAAAAACUGUGAAUCUGUUGUCCACAAAUGGCUCAGAGGAUGCGUCGUGCAGAUAAUGGACAAGAUGGCCGAUCAGUCAUGGGGCUGGUAGCAGUGCAGGUGGAAAAAGACCCCAAGACAGGGACAACCACUGUCAAGACAGUGGCCCCCAUGUCCUCAUCAGCUGAUGUGUCAAAGGCUACUGCUGUGUUUGACGAUGGCAGGAAGAGUAUCCACACCGUCAGCGGGUUGGAGGAUCAACCCUCAGCCCAAGAGCUUGACCAGAUCCUGAGCGUCGUCAGUGGAGUUGGACUGAACGUGCUGCUGAAUGAGGUUACAGUCACACCGAGCAAAGCAGAGGUUAAGAUGGAAAAUGUUCACAUCAGCACAAAUCCAGAGGAAAACGUUUUGGCUUUUAAUCCCCGUGAUGCCAUGCCAAAGAAACAGUUGGACAGCUCUGGAAGUGACAAAUCUGAAGGUGGUGUAAAGAGAGAAAAGUGUGCCGUAUCUGUCAGAAACGCAGAUGAUAAAACCAUGAUGGUGGUCAGAGACUCUGCCGAAACAGAGGAUGAGAUUGUAGGUGAAAGGUUGGGGGAAGAUCCGGUCACACUUCUGUUCCUGGGCUAUACUGAUGCUACUGCAGAUCAGGAAAACCACGAAGGCAUGCUCACUGCAGAGCGCGUUGUUAUUACAGAAGACGGAGAAGAGUUUAUAUUAACCCCUGACACAUCCGAGUCACUUCUAUCACCACUAUCUCAAGGAGAGGAGAAAAAGACGGACAACAAAAGCAGUCAAGAGGCUCCUCUGGGUGGAGAUGAAGCAGAAGUUAAAGUUCAGGAGGAGGUCAAAGAAAAGGGAAAAUGCAAAAGAUGUCAGUGUUGCUCUGUCAUGUGAAAAAGACU